Coregonus sp. 'balchen' is the source of this 3728-nucleotide messenger RNA. Lineage: Eukaryota; Metazoa; Chordata; Actinopteri; Salmoniformes; Salmonidae. The record is from the annotation of a GenBank genome assembly.
AUGUUUAACUCGGUGAAUCUGGGAAACUUUUGCUCCCAGACGCGCAAAGACCGGACAUCCGAGUUUGGGGACAGAACGGGCUGCGCCUCAAACAUCUACCUCCCCAGCUGCACCUACUACGUCCCCGAAUUUUCCGCCGUCUCUUCGUUUCUUCCACAGGCCUCGUCGCGGCAGAUAACCUACCCAUAUUCUUCAAAUCUGCCUCAAGUGCAGCCGGUACGGGAAGUUUCCUAUGGAUUGGACCCUUCUAGUAAAUGGCACCAUAGAAGCAAUUAUGCAUCAUGCUACUCUGGAGAGGAUCUGGUGCACAGGGACUGUCUUCCGCCAUCCACCAUGACAGAAAUGCUAAUGAAAACGAACGAGAGUGUGUACAGUCACCACCACCACCACCACCAUCCCAGCUCCAACCAUUCCUCCACAGGGUUCUACCCCGGCGUGGGGAAAAACAACGUCCUCCCUCAAGGUUUCGACCGCUUUUUUGAGACAGCAUACUGCAGCACGGACAAUCAGUCAGCAGAUAAUUGUUUACAUAAGAGCGAGGCUAGUAAACUGGAAACAGAGUCCCAGCAGCCAGCGGCUCUACUGGGCGUCCCAGACCAGGACAAGGACCCAGAGGAUGAGGAGGAACAUACACAUUCGGGCUCGUGUACUUCUUCAGCCACCAAGGACGUCAGCGCCAGCAAGAACAGCCACUCGAGUAGGUACCGAAGCUGUAAAUGGGGAAAGGUUAAGGGACUAGCCCAGUGUUUUGUCGGUCAGAUUUUAUGUGGAGUUUUAUAAGUAUUCAAAGGAUUUUAUUAUAACCUACAAAGCUCUUUCUUACAACGAGAAUACUUUUUACGAUGGUAAAGUGCUUUGGAAAAAAAGCAUGUUAUACACAGACGCUUCUAUCUAAGAGUCUGUGAAAUUUUAAGAGCGCGCUAUUGUGACAAAUGCUAACUUUGAUCAUGAACUUGCGUUGGGCAUUUUAAGGGAUUUUCUCGUUGGUCUGUCGUGAGUAAAAACCAAUUGGGCAGAACAUUGCUUUUGGCGUCUUGUGAAUUUUCUUUUAGCAGCUUGCAUGCAAACUAACCCUACUAAAAGAUGUUGGGAGAUAAUUAGCCUUGUACACUUGGAGGCGAAAUAGUAUUCUUAAUUCAGCUAUUGACCAUCUGACAGGCUCCAUAAGUAUCCAUCUAGGCUAUUUAUAUGUAUCUGGAGACAAAUUGAAUCAGUCGUAGAGACUCGGGUAUGUGUUUGUGUCCAUAUCUGGACCAUGCUUGUGUCUGCAAUUCAAGCUCUGUACCGCAGUAUGAACAGUGUUGGGGAGUAGUGAACUACACGUAGGCUAGUUCAACUAGUAAUAAUUUAAUAAACAUUUGCUGUAGCUUGGUGGUCGUUGAAAUAAAUUAAAACAUUGGUAUUGUUUUCAGUAGUUAAUUACUUUUCUGCCAUGUAGCGGGGUAGCUAACUACUGGAACUACACACUACUUUUUUUUGCAAAAAUAAAAUAUGGGUAAAGUAGGAAAUAAUUUACUUUAUUUUUCGGCAUCAGACGGCCUGAUUCUCACUUGAAACAUAGUUUUUGGGUUUAAUGAGCUAAAUUACACAUUAUGUUAACAUCUACAUCCAGAGUGACCUGUUCUUGCAAUUUGUAGUCAGAUUUAAAGAUGAUGAUUUUUCACGAAGUAUCCAAUGUAGUAUGUAGUAAACUACUUUUUCAAAGUUACUUCAGUUAAGGUAAACUAUAUGUUUCUUAAGGGUAGCUUUAUUGUAGCUUAACUUCUUCCAGUGUGAAUUAAUUGAUAGCUAGGUAAACUAUAUUUUCAAAGUAGCUUCUCCAACACUGAGUAUGAAAACACAUUCUGUCCAAAUGUAUUCUAUAUAGCUACAUUUGUGUUAGCAUCAAUGCUACAUCUAUGUGUAUUGCAUUUAGUUAUGAAUUAAGGUAUGCGUAAAUUGUGCUCAGUAUGAACUGAGAGCCCUUUCCAUUCGGUUAGCCCUGAUAUAUCUAUGCCUGAAUCUGCAAUGAUUGAUACAAACACACACACAGGCGUCUGUAGCCUAAUGUUGCACAAUCAGGGCAUAACUGUAGAGAUGUUUUAUGUCGUUGUACUUGAUCUUUUUCAUGAGGUUUUGACCACCACUGUGAUGUAGUGUGGCUCAGAUUUGAGAGCCAUUUUAGCUUUACAAGAGGAUUCACAUCUAAUAUAAACAUCUGCAUUUCAAACGACCAUGAAUAAAGGAGUGUGCACAUUUAUAGUUGAAUUCCAUGGGAAUGUCCCGCAAACUGCAGCCCUAUACAUUUUGUUAUUGUAAGAGAUUAACACAUAUUUAGACACAUACAUACAUACUUACUUAGAGGCUGUAAAUUGAUAUUCUUUGCAGUUUGAGUGCGUGGGAUAAUUUAACAGUCUUUAUGGCUGAUUUAUUUGAUGUGUUACGUGCAAUGUUGACAGAAUUGGUACCAUUAAAUUGAUGCUUCUAGAAAUUCCUGAGUAGUGUAUUCACGGAAAGAGGCUACAUACUUUAUGUUGAUGUGAAUAUGUGUGAGUUAGGCUACUUUAACUUAAUGUGAAUAUCUGUGCGUGAAUGACAAACUAUUCCUUGAAACUUUCGCUGAUCAUGUCCUUCCUGUUUGAUUGCCCUAGGUAUUCCUCGCACGAGGAAGAAGAGGUGUCCAUACUCCAAAUUUCAGAUUCGAGAAUUGGAGCGGGAGUUCUUCUUUAACGUUUACAUCAAUAAAGAGAAACGGCUGCAGCUUUCCCGGAUGCUGAACCUCACCGACCGACAGGUUAAAAUCUGGUUUCAGAAUCGAAGAAUGAAAGAAAAGAAAUUAAGCAGAGAUCGUUUGCAAUAUUUUUCUGGAAACCCCCUAUUGUGAGCAUGUGAGGAGUGUAAAAUCAUAGGCCUAAUGAUUACAGUCAAAGGUCAAUGACACUCUUUUCUCAGUGAAUUCUUAUCACCAGUAAUAAACAAAGUUGAAGUUACAAAAAGAGCCCAGCUCUGCAGCAAUGUUGAGCAACUAAAUGUUUUGAUGAGGUUAUUUCUAUUUCCAACAUGUGGGGUUUCUCUAUGUAUGCGUAAUGAGCCGCCAUUUUCCUGUAGCCUUCGUGCACAGAAUAAUUUAUAUUUCAGAUAUAGGCCAACAGGUGAUAUAAUAAUCAUUGAUAUGCUGUAGUUCAUAUCAAUUUCCCUGUAUUUACCAAAAAUCUUAAUUCUGGUUAUUUACUUGUGCAUUUCACAAGUAUUAUUUGUUGAAUAUUAACUGCUACAACACAAUUUGGAAGCAAUGAUAGGCCUGUAUUGGAUAUUUUCACUUUUCACUUUCCUCUGGUCGUUGUAUAGGUAUAUGUAUCGCCUAUGUGUAGCCUACCAUGAAACCACAAUUCUCUUUUAGACUAGACUAUUGAACACAAAAUAGUAUUUACAGGCUUCAUUUUUGCCAUUGAGAACUGUGACGUGUACAAUCUGUAAUAUGUUUUCCUUGUACAGACUAUGCAACUAUGUGCAGUCGUGACUGUAAAUAUGAUUUUAUUUGUAAUUUCUCUCCCCCUUUCCGUGCUGCUAUUUUCUUUACACCGCCCAAGCAAUCUGUGUACUUUAAAAGCUUUAAUGUUAACACUCCUUUAAUUUAUUUGCUUUAUGCUCGGUGUUUUGCUAUGAAAGAGGAGGAGGAAAAUAUGGCGCUGGGCCUGUGUAUCAUUCAUAUAAAGAUAACUAUGAAAUAAACAGACGUAUAGACAACA